AUGCGUUUGCUAAAUACGACGCCGUCCGAUACGGGCAACUUCAUCAUUGAGGAAUUCUUUGGCGAACCCCCGCCGUAUGCUAUUCUCUCGCAUACAUGGCAUGAGAUGGAGGUCACGUUUCAGGAUAUAACUAAUGGCGUGAUCGAUAAGAAGGGGUUCAAAAAGGUCAAAGAUUGUUGUGCGUUCGCUAGGGCCAAUGGUUAUGGAUACGCCUGGAUAGAUACGUGUUGCAUUGAUAAGACGAGCAGUGCGGAGCUGUCUGAGUCGCUUAAUUCUAUGUAUCGGUGGUAUCAGGAAGCCGAAGUAUGCUAUGCAUAUCUUGCGGAUGUGCCGUCAAAGCCUUUCGCGGAGAGUAGAUGGUUCAGCCGAGGAUGGACGCUUCAGGAGCUAAUUGCUCCGUCGACGGUUAUUUUUCUCGAUCAUGGAUGGAAUGAGUUGGGAACCAGAGAGAGUCUACAAGAUGUUCUAUCCGAGAUCACUAGUAUACCUGCUGGUAUUCUGAUGGGCGAGGAUGAUGUCGAAACUGCUAGUGUUGCUCAAAGGAUGUCAUGGGCUGCGAGAAGGGAGACAACAAGAAUCGAAGAUCGAGCAUAUUGUCUAAUGGGGAUAUUCGGGAUCAACAUGCCGCCUAUUUAUGGGGAGGGCAAGAAUGCCUUUAUUAGACUCCAAGAAGAGAUCAUGAAAAUAUUGGAUGAUCACAGCAUAUUUGCCUGGCGGUCUGACUCUGAAGAGGAGAAUCACGGUGGGCUUUUAGCAACAUCCCCAGACGCAUUCAGAGAAUCUGCAAAUGUUGUCCCUUAUAAUCCUUUCGCAACGAUUGAAGGUCCAUUGACUGUAAGCAGCAAGGGAAUCCAUUUGGAAUUACGGUUUAUUGGUAUAGGCCAUCCAGGAUUAGGCCUCGCUAUAUUACAUUGUACGGAGCGCGAGAGAGAGAAUCGGCUGAUUGGGAUAUAUUUGCAAGAUUCAUUAUUGACGAUGCAACAAUUUAAAAGGAGACAGUGCGGAACAUUUCAACUUCUUAAUCUCGGCGACCUUAAACCAUCACAGUAUCCUUUGAGAAGAUUAUGUAUCAAACAACGACGACCCGAAAAUCGGAAAAUGAACAAGAAAGGGAAACCAAGAAACACGGAGCCUGCUGUAGAUGACUUACAUCUCCAAAUACUAGAAAGGCCACUGCAAGCCUGUUGUGAUGCAGAGACAAAUUGGAUAAACGCAAAUGGGAUAAGCGGCAAUGGACAGACGCUUCUAUCCCACGCAGCAGGAAAGGGGGAUGUUAGCAUGCUAUGGCUGCUGCUAACCCGUGGUGAUGUCAGUGCCGGCGGUAGGGACCUCAGCGGCCGCACGCCACUAUCGCGCGCAGCAGAACGUGGACAUGAAGCUAUUGUGGGCCUGUUACUAUCUCGGAACGAUGUUGAUCCUGAUUAUGAGGAUGCAAAUGGACGAACACCCCUUUCAUACGCUGCAGUUUCGGGUCACCUGGUGAUCGCCAAACUAUUGCUUCAGUCUGGUAAGGUCUAUGCCGAAUCAGAGGAUAAGUACGGUCGAACCUCUCUUUCUCGUGCCGCAGAGGGCGGGCACGAAGAAAUGGUUAGACUGUUGCUUGGAAGGGGUGCUAAAUUGGAGUCUAAGGACAAAGAUCACCGAACACCAUUAUCUUGGGCUGCUGCGGAGAAUAAUCAUGAUGCGGUAGUAGCAUUUUUGCUUGAGAUGGGGGCUGCGAUAGAAUCGAGGGAUAAAGAAGGGCGUACACCACUGACUUGGGCUGCAAUGAAAGGCCGUGAAGCAGUAGUGAAAUUGCUACUGGAGAAGGGAGCCGACAUAGAAUCCGAAGACAAGCAAUCCUGGACUGCGCUAUCACACGCGGCUAGAAAGGAUCAAGUGGCAACAGUAAAGCUACUCAUCUCUAAAGGGGCUUGUAUAGAAUGCCGAGAUGACACUAGUCUGACACCAUUAUCCUACGCUGCAGAGCGUGGCCAUGACGCGAUUGUCAAAGUACUUCUGGAGGCAGGUGCCGAUAUAGAGUCACCGACUAUCCUGAAGGAGACAGCACUAACCUUAGCUGCGCAUAGAGGCCAUGAUGCCGUAGUAAGACUGCUUCUUGAGAAGGGGGCUGAUUUGCAUUCUCGUGGUCAUCAUGAUCAAACGCCACUUUUUUCAGCUGCAAAGGGAGGCAGUGAAGGAAUAGCGCGACUCCUCCUUGAAAAGGGGGCCGAUAUAAACUCUCAAGACUAUUGGAGUCGGAUGCCGUUAUCCUAUGCUGCGGAGAAUGGACAUGAGGCAGUGGUAAAGCUGCUGCUUGAUCAAGGGGCUCAGAUGAAGCUCCAGGAUGAUUGGGGUCAGAUACCGUCAGGUUAUGCUGCAAAAAACGGGCAUGACACAGUGGUAAAGCUACUACAGGAAGCAUGUGGUGAGAAUUAG
Molecule: messenger RNA, 2418 nt
Organism: Aspergillus nomiae NRRL 13137
Lineage: Eukaryota; Fungi; Ascomycota; Eurotiomycetes; Eurotiales; Aspergillaceae
Product: ankyrin repeat-containing protein
Exons: 1
Coding region: 1-2418 (805 amino acids)
Molecular function (GO): protein binding
Source: RefSeq, a predicted model, not a curated record